Messenger RNA from Perca fluviatilis (European perch), 2144 nucleotides. RefSeq names its product glucoside xylosyltransferase 1-like. The record is from RefSeq and is a predicted model, not a curated record. The coding region runs from base 222 to 1559 and encodes 445 amino acids. Lineage: Eukaryota; Metazoa; Chordata; Actinopteri; Perciformes; Percidae. The transcript is spliced from 8 exons. Gene Ontology annotation, biological process: protein O-linked glycosylation via N-acetylgalactosamine. Gene Ontology annotation, molecular function: UDP-xylosyltransferase activity.
CUGUAAACUUUGGUUGGAGAAAUGGUUGAUCAAACGAAACACGUGUAACGUUAACCGAUGUGGGUGGGGCGGAAAACUGUAAACACCAACUGACUGUGCUAUUCGACUCUAGCUUCUGACUUGAUUUAUGAGAUAGAUUGUUACUAGCUGGUAGAACUUCAUCAGAUGGUAGCUGAGAUCAACAAAAAUGUUCCGUUAGCGCAUAAAACUUGAAACGCAAAAUGCGAUGCUAUCUUCAAGCAUUUCUCCUGUGCAUGGUCUUCACCUUCUUUUCACUGUUGUAUGUGUUCAAUCAACUCGCCUCCACCUUGGAGGACAGAGACGACUGGAACCUGAAAGAACAGGGGAUACCCGACAGGCGCAGUCAUGACUAUGGGCAUCUUCUCAGGAAAAGGCCAGGACUGACAGGCCUUCGAGACCGCGAAGAAGAGCUUGACAGGUGUAAAUCACUGUCAGUUUCUUACUGGAAUCCAUAUUGGAGACUACCUGCUGAUGUUUGUGGAGUGAACUGCUUAUUGGAUUCAUCUCUUAGAGAGAGGUCAGGCUCUGCAGUCAAGGAACAUAGUGAUGAAAGAAGUCACCUGGCUGUGGUGGCCUGUGGCCCCAGGCUAGAGGAGACUCUUACCAUGUUGAAGUCUGCUGUUCUCCUCAGCAAAAAGCCUCUGCACUUUUACGUCUUUGCUGAGGAUGAUCUACAUGACCGCUUCAGAAAUGCUCUGGACUCCUGGCCCAGGACUGUUCAGACCAAGUUUAACUUCACCAUCUACCCCAUCACUUUCCCCAAGGAGAAUGUGAAGGAGUGGAAGAAGCUCUUCAAACCAUGUGCCUCUCAGAGGCUCUUCCUGCCACUGAUCCUAAAGGAGGUGGAUUCUUUGCUCUAUGUGGACACAGAUAUCAUUUUUUUGCAGCCAGUAGAGGACAUCUGGGCCCUUUUUUCUCAGUUCAAAUCGAGCCACUUAGCUGCCAUGGCUCCAGAGCACGAGGAGCCACGCAUUGGCUGGUACAACCGUUUUGCCCGCCAUCCUUACUAUGGCAAGACAGGAAUCAACUCAGGGGUCAUGCUCAUGAACAUGACGCGCCUCAGGGAGAAAUCCUUUAAGAAUGACAUGACAAUAGUUGCACUGAAGUGGGAGGAAAUUCUGAUGCCCCUUCUCCAGAAGUAUAAACUCAAUAUCACCUGGGGUGACCAGGACCUUCUUAAUAUCAUAUUUCACCAUAACCCAGAAAGCCUAUAUGUGUUCCCCUGCCAGUGGAACUACCGUCCAGACCAUUGUAUCUAUGGCAGCAACUGUCAACAGGCUGAUCAGGAAGGUGUCUUCAUUCUCCACGGUAACAGGGGAGUUUACCAUGAUGACAAGCAGCCUGCGUUUCGAGCCGUCUACGAGGCCAUCCAAAAGUACACAUUUGGUGAGGACAUGGAGACCUCACUGCUUCAGCCGCUGGAAGCGUCGCUACAGGCAACCACAAAUACCUACUGUGGAAGAGCCAGUCACCUGUUCACGAAGAAGUUAAAACAGAGCAUCAUGUCUGUUCAACAAGAUGCCGCACAGAGAAGAUGAGCAGGACAACACUCUUAUAUCACUGAUAUCAUGAUUAGUGUCUUAAUUUCUCUCUGGAAGUAAAUACUUAAAUGUAAGACACUCCUGUGAAGACAGUGAGCUGGAUGACAAACACACACAGGUCAGCUCUGAACGUUUAUCGGUUUACAAACUGCAUAUCAAGACUGGAAAUGGGGAAGGGUAAUCUGUUGAACAGGUUAUAUUUUCUAUUCUUAAGUGAAGCCAAUGUUGGUACAUAUCUGUCCAAUGAACACACAAUCAGGUCACAUAUGCUAUCACGCCAUAUGGGGGAAAAUGCACCGACACUUUUUAGAAAGAACUUACAAUCACUUUAUACAAUUGUCUAAGGACUUUGGGGGAAGAUGAAUGCAGCAGGGUACUUACAUAUGUACUCUUAUCAAGAUUAUUUUAUUAGAGUUUAUAAUUUUGCAUACAGGUUUUGUACUAGAGUUUUUGUCACUGCAGUAUAUCAUGGAAAAGGGUUAUCUUCAUGUUUUUUUUAAGUAAGUGUCACAUCUUUUUUAAACAAAACAAAUGCUCAUUAAGAAUACUUCAAACAUAUACAGUACAGGCCAAAAGUUUGGA